AUGUCAAUCCAGACGCCAUUGGCCACAACAUACGGCGCCCGUCUAAGCGCAUACUUGACCACAUAUGAAGACUUAAAGAAGCACAGAAAGAGAUUGAAUAAGGCUUUGGUCAAGCUUCGUCACAAUCUCGACAUUGUCACAAAGGACACCAAGAAGUACAGUGAAAAGGAACAGACCAAGGGCAUUAGUUCCGCACAAUACGACGAGGAUGAAAGGAAUGGAUUGCUCUUGCUCUUAAUCGCUGAGCGUGAUUCCUUGUAUGCCUCUGAGAUCAAGUCAUUGCUUGAGAUCUCUGGUUCGAGACUAUCUUCCUACAAAAAGCUCAUGGUGUCCAGACUCAAGAGAACCGUCCAGACAAGCAAGAAGCUUCUUGAGGUAACUCAGAAUGAGAAGAACUCUGCUGUCAGAACAGAGCUCUACAUAUACGCAGCCUUGGCCCAAGGCUUAUACCUGGUUAACAAAAAGAGAUGGUCUGAGGCUCUCCAAGCUUUCUCCAUUGCCAGAUGUGGUCUUGAACUCAUAGCAUCUCAGAGUAGUGAAGAUGCUGAAGGCGAGAACUUCAACAGAACAUUGCUGGAGGAGUUGCUUGACACUUUAGUCGACCCAUCGUUGAACUUGGCAGUCUCCCAGAACGACCAACACGAGUCAUCUGCUGAUAUCAUUACUGUCGCUAGAAAACACUGCCACGAUAGUACUUUACCAUACUUGCAACCAGCAGUUGAGCUUAUAGCUUCCCAGGAUCCUCAGUUUGUCCAAGAGCCAGAGGAAGAGGAGCUUUCUAGAAAGGUGACCUGGAGAGAGCAUGAAGCUAACGUUUACAAUGAUGAAUUGGCAACCAAGAUUGCUCGUCUCAAUCGCGUUGACUGGAAAGAAUUUGCUGAGGCCAACGACUACGAUAGCUUGUUGCAGAAGUGGACUGCCCUUGUGGACCUCCACGAAUCUGACAUACUGAAGAACAAAGAUGAAGACGAUCUUGACAAGGUUCAAGAUGGCGCUAUUGUUUUGACAUACCUCAAGUAUAAUGUUCACUUCACAAAGUUGAAGAGAGAUUUGCUACUCAUUGAGCAGUUAGAAUCCCAAAAGUUCGCUAGUGUUGCUAAGAAACUUCAAGCACACCGUGACAUCCUCAGACUCUUCGAUUCUAUUGUCUCCACUGUUGAACAGCUUAAAGACUUGCCCGGUGUAUACAACGAUGAGGAGAUGUACGAAUCGUUAGAAAACAUGGAGCGUUUCUUUGUUUCCAAGAGAGCAAUUGUCGUGGCCGAUUCUUAUGCACUUGCCAAUAAGCUUCCUGAGGCACUCAAGGUUUACAACCAUCUUUCAAACACCUUUGAGGCAACCUCCGAUUUUUACAAGAUCGAGUCAUUCCCUUACGAAGUAACGAGUAACGACCAGGUGAAAGAGCUUGCGUCUACAAUCCAAACCAACUUGUCCAAGAUUCAUGUCAUGGCACAAUUCCACAGUGAGCAAAACAGCCAGAGUAACCUUGUUGUCGACAAUGUUUUUAAGUUCCCACUGUCCGACGGAUUAGCUAGAAUCACAAACGCUGGAGACAGAGGAGCUAUCAAACCAGUCUUGAGUAAGGCCGUUUUGUUCGAUGUUGCAUUCAACUACAUCAGCUACUCAUCCAGAGCAGAUGAAACAAGUGGAGGCGAACCAACUGAAGAUAAAAAGAAGAGCGGAUUUUUCGGCAUUUUCGGCCGUUAA
Candidozyma haemuli is the source of this 1707-nucleotide messenger RNA. RefSeq names its product signal recognition particle subunit. Gene Ontology annotation, cellular component: signal recognition particle, endoplasmic reticulum targeting. The coding region runs from base 1 to 1707 and encodes 568 amino acids. Lineage: Eukaryota; Fungi; Ascomycota; Pichiomycetes; Serinales; Metschnikowiaceae. The transcript has a single exon. The record is from RefSeq and is a predicted model, not a curated record. Gene Ontology annotation, biological process: SRP-dependent cotranslational protein targeting to membrane. Gene Ontology annotation, molecular function: signal recognition particle binding; endoplasmic reticulum signal sequence receptor activity; 7S RNA binding.